Trypanosoma grayi is the source of this 1068-nucleotide messenger RNA. RefSeq lists its product as hypothetical. The transcript has a single exon. The coding region runs from base 1 to 1068 and encodes 355 amino acids. NCBI's taxonomy places the organism in Eukaryota, Euglenozoa, Kinetoplastea, Trypanosomatida, Trypanosomatidae. The record is from RefSeq and is a predicted model, not a curated record.
AUGGAAAACAUUUUAACUCUUCUUCGUCUCAUGCAUCGUAGUGCCUCGGUGGAGUGCCGCAGAAAGGCCCUUGAAGUUCUGAAUACAGUGUUUGCUAAUAUUGUCAACUACCCUUCGGAGGAAAAGUACAAACGAAUUAAUAUGACGUCAGUGUCGUGGACACGCUACAUUGCUCCAGCGUUUCAGUUGUUUUGCUUCGUCAACUGGAUGGUAUCAAUAGGAUUUAAGCAGGACGCUGAGCACUCUUUGCUAUGCUUUAAGGGUGGUGGGGGGGCUGAGCUUAAUAAAGCACGACAGGGGAUUCGUGACCUCCUUCGCGCGUACACGGCUUCCGUUCCAGAAAAACCAAGUGCAAGCCGAGGGGCAAUGGGGAAGUUGCUUCCACUUUUACGCUGUGUAGCCGGCCUCACAGUUGGGGUUGGUCUGGAGAAUAAAGAAGGCUCAAAAAAUGCAGUUGCUGCAGGAAUCCUCAUUCCUGAUGACACUUGGGAAGGUGUAAAAGAUAACUUGCGUCUAACCGUGUUGGAGCGGGUGUGUGCGAGGCAGAGCCAGAGUAGACAGAGAGUCAGUACAGUCUCACAUUCUUCUCUGUCGCCAAAUGCCGUGGAGGCAUGGGGGUCGGUGCUCNGCAUGAUUCGCGAACUGACCCUUUCUCAAAUUGAGGAAGACUUUGCCGUGGUGGAUGCAGAGCGGUUUGCCUUACAUGAAACCAGCGCGAAUUGUUCCUUGGGUGAGAAUGGCUCCUCAGAUGGCACGGCACGAAGACGAGUUGCGGCGAGGCACAAGACCAGUUUGUUUCGCCAGGAUGGAAACCGAGCGAGUGUUCACACGGAGGUGCAGCUCGUCGCCACUCGCCUUAUUGCAGAUAUUGCGUCGUGUAUGGAACAAAUAGCGAUGCUCGAUGGUGCGCAGGGGAUGGUUCGAAAGGAUCGACUGGAAGCCCGACGUCUUAUGGCAAAAUUCAACGAGGAUGGCGACAUUGAGUAUUUGCAUGUUUUGAAGGAAGAAUGGUCGGAGCGGCUAGAGGCCACGAAGGAGAAGCAUGGCAGGCCAUUCGUCUACCUGUAG